This is a messenger RNA of Sclerotinia trifoliorum, 1277 nucleotides long. The record is from the annotation of a GenBank genome assembly. NCBI's taxonomy places the organism in Eukaryota, Fungi, Ascomycota, Leotiomycetes, Helotiales, Sclerotiniaceae.
AGAGGUUGGCACAAAGUGCUGCGGCUUCUCCAUACGAUAAGUCUAUCAAUUAUCAUUGUAUAUCUGCAGAACUAUGAGUUUUACUGCAUUAUUCUGAGCUUUGCUGAUGUGGCGGAGUAAUAACCAUAUGCAUCAUAUGGUUUUAUCAAUCUUGAACUUGUCCCACAUCUUGCCAUCAUUGUCAUUGGUACAUAAGCGCCUCCAUCAUUACGCAGAUUGAAGCAUAGCAAGGUUUUGUGUCCUACUUACUCACUUUGGAAAGAUUUUGAAUGGCCAUGCAAUACGGAAAAGUGCAUUUUAGUCUAGUCAUUUUAGCCAUAAGAUGCUGUUAUGCUUUCGAGCCAAGAGGAAGGGUGGUUUCGUCUGCGCCCGGCUCUUGCCUGCUUGCUCAAUAGCUCAGUUCUUUUCAGCUAAAAUUCUUACUUCUUCUUGCCCUUCCUGUUUGGUUUCACUCCGUUGCUUUCCGUGUUUCCCAUCAAUCACCCACCAAAGCAUUGUUUGUGUGUAGAUUUUGUUGCAUAUUUCUCCUCAAUGGUCGAGUAUCAUAAAGUUUUUCUCGUGAAAAUUUAAAAGACUUGUUGUGAAAAUUGCGGGCCCACUUCCGUAGCAAGCGGUGCAGUAGGAGUCAUUUCCCUUGGCCUCCAAGUAUCCCAAAGCCUAGUCAAGUAUUGUUCACAAUGCAAGAGCUUUAACAAAGAUAUUAUCACGUUCAAAUCCAAAGCAGAGACUCUAAAUGCUAUUUUACAACAGCUUGGAGAUAAGCUAAAGCCCUUUGAGCAGGAAAAAUGGACUCUGCCUACCUCUGUUAUUGAAACGAUUGAAAAAUGCGAAGCCGGGUUACGAGGUCUUGACAAGGAACUUCAAAAACAUGGUAGGAACACUAUCUCGAAUCGAAUUGCAUAUCCUUUUAUCAAGGACUCUUUGACACUUGCAAAUGCAAUGUUGGAUAGUCUACAGAACAAUCUUACGCUUGCCCUUCACAAUUUCAGCGUGUAGGUCAUCCAAAAUCAUCUAGACAAUGAAAUUCAAUUUUUUAUGCUGAACAGAGACACCUACGAGCAUGUCAUCGAAUUGUCGCAAACGACUCGCAGUACAAGACAGAAACUAUGCAGAAGCUUGAUUGCCUCACCACAAUGGUUGCGAAUAAUGACAAUACGGUAUUGUACUAGUCUCCUGUCUAAAUCGCGUGUCUGAUUGUUGCAGAAAUUACUGCUUCGUUCCUUUCAGGUGUACUUGAACAAAUAGUCUUACUACAGCAGGGAGCUUGCAUAAAGCCC